Molecule: messenger RNA, 1816 nt
Organism: Physella acuta
Lineage: Eukaryota; Metazoa; Mollusca; Gastropoda; Physidae
Product: cytosol aminopeptidase
Biological process (GO): proteolysis
Cellular component (GO): cytoplasm
Molecular function (GO): metalloaminopeptidase activity; manganese ion binding
Source: RefSeq, a predicted model, not a curated record
GUAGAGAACUCUGAAAAGAUUCGAUUAAUAACAAUGUGCUUGAGGCAAGCAGGAUACCAGCUGAGUCUGCUAUUAAAGCAGCACUCGAAAACUUCACUAAAAUGGUACAAUUCAAGUAAUUCUAGGUUUUUUAGCGUGUCUUUAACACAGAGCAAAGGACUUGUCUUGGGUGUAUAUGAGCCAAAUGAAAAAGAUGGACCAUUUAUAUUCUCUCCAUCUGCUAAAAGCUUUGAUGAAUCUACUGCUGGAAAACUUGAGUCUGUUUUGAAGAUUGCUGGCAAAAAACUGAGCUGUGGUAAAGUCCGUCUGCUGUAUGGCCUUGAUGAAACCUACUCUACUGUGGCUGUAGCUAACCUUGGGAAACAAGAUGCAGGCUAUGAUGACACUGAACAGGUUGAUCAGGGAAAAGAAAAUGUCAGAACUGCUGUUGCAAGUGCAGUUUUAAGUUUGCGUGAAGCAGGACAGACAGAUGUGGACAUAGAGGCAUGUGGAGACGCCGAAGCUGCUGCUGAAGGUGCUUUUCUAUCCCUGCAUUCUUUUGAUGAUCUGAAACAAGAAGACAAAAGGAAACCAAAAGUGAAUGUCACGCUCUACACUAAAGGCCUGGGAGAGGAGUCAAAAGUAAAUGCACAGUGGUCAAGAGGUCAAAUUUUUGCUAGUGCUCAGAAUUUUGCCAGAUGGUUGAAAGAAAACCCAGCAAAUCUGAUGACUCCCACCAUCUUUUGCCAGGAAGUUGAGAAGACUUUAGGAGAUCUCCCUAAUGUCAAGAUCACUGUCAGAGAAAAGGAGUGGGCUGAAUCCAUGAAGAUGGGAUCUUUCCUAUCAGUAACCCGGGGAUCAGACGAGCCACCAAAGUUUCUAGAAAUUGAUUACCAAGGUGGAAAGGCUGAUGAUCCAUUUGUUGCAUUUGUUGGCAAAGGAGUCACUUUUGAUAGUGGUGGUAUAUCAAUCAAGCCAUCAAGUGGUAUGGAUGAAAUGAGGGCAGAUAUGGGUGGAGCUGCUGCUGUAGUUAGCAGUAUUCAAGCAGCUGCUAAACUGGGUUUGCCUAUCAAUGUAAAAGGUCUGGUGCCAUUGUGUGAGAACAUGCCAAGUGGAAAAGCCACCAAACCUGGUGAUGUAGUAACAGCUAUGAAUGGGAAGACUAUUCAGGUUGACAACACUGAUGCAGAGGGCAGGCUAAUACUGGCUGAUGCUUUAUGUUAUGCUGAAACUUUCAAACCAAAGCUUAUUUUGGACAUUGCAACUCUAACAGGAGCAGUUGUCAUAGCCUUAGGUGCAGGGGCAACUGCAGCAUACACAAAGUCUGAAAAUAUUUGGGAAAACUUGCACAAUGCUGGUAAAGUAACAGGUGAUCGCAUGUGGAGGAUGCCAUUAUUUAAACAUUACACCAAACAGAUGACUGAGUGUGAUCUUGCUGACAUUAACAAUGUCAGCAAGAAAAGAGAAGCAGGGAGCUGCACUGCUGCUGCUUUCCUCAAGGAAUUUGUGUCAACUGACAACUGGGUCCAUCUAGAUAUAGCAGGUGUAAUGAUGAACAAGGGUGAUGUAGCUUACAUGGGUAAAGGAAUGUCAGGCCGCCCUACAAGAACUCUAGUUCAAUUCUUGGAAAACCUGAGUAAACAGCAAGCUUAAUAAUUUUGUGUUCACCAAGUUUUAUUCAGAAUUGUAAGAGAUACAUAGAGGGUCAUGUUAGAUUUUAAUAAUUGACCAUCAUGUGAGUCAGAAGAUGUAACCCCUAAGGUCUUUUGUUAAUGUCAUGUUUGUUAUACAAAUAUUUUUAUUCAGCACCUUAAUGGUUAGAGAAACAUCUGGAAAA